AGAGGGGCGGAGAGCGGGCGAUCCGCGAGGGAGGAGCGGGCCGCGGGGAAGGGAAGCCCGGCGGGCCCCGCGCCGCCGCCGCCGCCUGCUGCACGUUGCUCUCCCGGGAGCGGCCGGAGGGCGCACGGCGGCCGCCAGCCGCAAUUCCCCGCAGCCUUCCGGGAGGAAGCGGCGAGGACGCCCGCGCUCGAGAGCACUCAGCUGCCGGUGCCCGGUCCGGGGCGGGUGUCUCCCGGGCGGGCCGACGGACUGGGGGAAGGAGUGCAGCUUGCGAAGCGCCCGGGACGCCGCCGCCGUCGGCGCCGCAGCCCAGCCGCCCGGGAGCGUCUGCGAGCCCGUGCGGGGCGCCGGCUGCGGGCUCCAUGGCGACCGUGCUCGGGGAGCCGGUCUACGGACUUUCGGAAGACCAGGGAGAGUCACGUAUUCUCAGAGUAAAGGUGGUUUCUGGAAUUGAUCUCGCCAAAAAGGACAUCUUUGGAGCCAGCGAUCCAUACGUGAAGCUUUCAUUGUACGUAGCAGAUGAAAAUAGAGAACUUGCUUUGGUCCAGACAAAAACAAUUAAAAAGACGCUGAACCCAAAAUGGAAUGAAGAAUUUUAUUUUAGAGUAAAUCCAUCUAAUCACAGACUCCUGUUUGAAGUAUUUGACGAAAACAGACUGACCAGAGACGACUUCCUGGGACAAGUGGACGUGCCCCUUAGUCAUCUACCGACAGAAGAUCCAACCAUGGAGCGACCUUAUACAUUUAAGGAUUUUCUCCUCAGACCGAGAAGUCACAAAUCUCGAGUUAAGGGAUUUUUGCGAUUGAAAAUGGCUUAUAUGCCGAAGAAUGGAGGUCAAGAUGAGGAGAACAGCGAGCAGAGAGAUGAUAUGGAGCAUGGGUGGGAAGUCGUUGACUCAAAUGACUCGGCCUCUCAGCACCAGGAGGAGCUUCCCCCUCCCCCUCUGCCCCCCGGGUGGGAAGAAAAAGUAGACAACUUGGGCCGCACUUACUAUGUCAACCACAACAACAGGACCACGCAGUGGCACCGGCCCAGCCUGAUGGAUGUUUCCUCGGAGUCUGACAAUAACAUCCGGCAGAUCAACCAGGAGGCAGCCCACCGCCGGUUCCGCUCCCGCCGACACAUCAGUGAGGACUUGGAGCCGGAGCCCACGGAAGGCGGGGAGGUCCCUGAGCCUUGGGAGACCAUCUCAGAAGAAGUGAAUCUCACUGGGGAAUCCCUCAGUCUGGCUCUUCCCCCACCGCCAUCCUCCCCAGUGUCUCGGACUAGUCCUCAGGAGCUGUCAGACGAGCUGAGCAGAAGACUUCAGAUCACUCCGGAUUCCAAUGGGGAACAAUUCAGUUCUUUGAUUCAGAGAGAGCCCCCGUCAAGGCUGCGGUCCUGCAGUGUCACCGACGCGGUCGCGGAGCAGGCCCAUCUUCCACCGCCCAGCACCCCAACUAGGAGAGCGCGUUCAUCAACUGUCACGGGUGGUGAGGAAUCAACGCCAUCAGUGGCCUACGUACAUACCACGCCGGGCCUCCCUUCAGGCUGGGAAGAAAGGAAAGAUGCUAAGGGACGUACAUACUAUGUCAAUCAUAACAAUCGAACUACAACUUGGACUCGACCUAUCAUGCAGCUUGCAGAAGAUGGUGCCUCUGGAUCAGCUGCAAACAGUAACAACCACCUAAUCGAGCCUCAGAUUCGCCGACCCCGUAGCCUCAGCUCGCCAACAGUAACUUUAUCUGCCCCACUGGAGGGUGCCAAGGAUUCACCCAUACGCCGGGCUGUGAAAGAUACCCUUUCCAAUCCACAGUCCCCACAGCCAUCACCUUACAACUCCCCCAAACCACAACACAAAGUCACACAGAGCUUCUUGCCACCCGGCUGGGAAAUGAGGAUAGCUCCAAAUGGCCGUCCCUUCUUCAUUGACCAUAACACAAAGACUACGACAUGGGAGGAUCCACGCCUGAAAUUUCCAGUGCAUAUGCGGUCAAAGGCAUCUUUAAACCCCAAUGACCUCGGCCCGCUCCCUCCUGGCUGGGAAGAAAGAAUCCACUUGGAUGGCCGAACAUUUUAUAUCGAUCAUAGCAGCCAGUUGUUAUGUGGUGAGAACGAUACCAGGCUAUCAGUGCCCUCAGACGACAGCAAAAUCACUCAAUGGGAAGAUCCAAGACUGCAGAACCCAGCUAUUACUGGUCCGGCCGUUCCUUAUUCCAGAGAAUUUAAGCAGAAAUAUGACUACUUUAGGAAGAAAUUAAAGAAACCUGCUGAUAUUCCAAAUAGAUUUGAAAUGAAACUUCACAGAAAUAACAUAUUUGAAGAGUCCUAUAGGAGAAUCAUGUCUGUGAAAAGACCAGAUGUCCUGAAAGCAAGAUUGUGGAUUGAAUUUGAAUCAGAGAAGGGUCUUGACUAUGGGGGCGUGGCCAGAGAAUGGUUCUUUUUACUGUCCAAGGAGAUGUUUAAUCCCUACUACGGGCUCUUUGAAUACUCCGCAACGGACAACUACACACUUCAAAUCAAUCCCAAUUCAGGCCUCUGUAAUGAAGAUCAUUUGUCCUAUUUCACUUUUAUCGGAAGAGUUGCUGGUUUGGCAGUAUUCCAUGGGAAACUCUUAGAUGGCUUCUUCAUUAGACCAUUUUACAAAAUGAUGUUGGGAAAGCAGAUAACUCUGAAUGACAUGGAGUCCGUGGACAGUGAAUAUUACAAUUCUUUGAAAUGGAUCUUGGAAAAUGAUCCCACAGAACUGGACCUCAUGUUCUGUAUCGAUGAAGAAAACUUUGGGCAGACAUACCAAGUGGAUCUGAAGCCCAAUGGUUCAGAAAUAAUGGUAACAAAUGAAAACAAAAGGGAAUAUAUUGACUUGGUCAUCCAGUGGAGAUUUGUGAAUAGGGUCCAGAAACAAAUGAACGCCUUCUUGGAGGGAUUCACAGAACUGCUUCCGAUUGAUUUGAUUAAAAUUUUUGAUGAAAAUGAACUGGAGCUGCUGAUGUGUGGCCUCGGUGACGUGGACGUGAACGACUGGAGACAACAUUCUAUUUACAAGAACGGCUACUGCCCAAAUCACCCCGUCAUUCAGUGGUUCUGGAAGGCCGUGCUCCUCAUGGACGCCGAGAAGCGCAUCCGGUUGCUGCAGUUUGUCACAGGGACGUCCCGGGUACCUAUGAAUGGAUUCGCUGAACUUUAUGGUUCCAAUGGUCCUCAGCUGUUUACAAUAGAGCAAUGGGGGAGUCCUGAAAAAUUGCCCAGAGCUCACACAUGCUUUAAUCGCCUCGACUUACCUCCUUACGAAACCUUUGAAGAUUUACGAGAGAAACUUCUCAUGGCUGUGGAGAAUGCUCAAGGAUUCGAAGGGGUGGAUUAAAUUCCCUCGGCCACGGGGGUAGUUGUUCGUCAAGCAAGUUCUGCUUGCUCCUCGGCAUUUAUCUGACAGACUUUUGCAGAGACCUUGGCAGAAAAGCAGGUGCUCGGCGUGGUUCCCGGAGCAGGGCCUCCUCCUGUGCACUUGCCCAAGUUCAGACCCGGGAACCUGGCCCCAGGGCACGUUCCUGCAUUUUCCACAACAGAUUAUCAACUGGUUGAUGUGUACACUAAUUACAUUUCAGGAGGACUUAUUCUAUUUAUGUUGUGCCUCUGUAGGCAAAGCCCUUAAUAAAUAUUUUGCAUACUUUCUAAUGACAAUGAAUGGAAUUAAUCACUCUACAGGUAUAGUAUUACAACUCAUGUUUACUUUUUACAAUGAUUUAGACCGAUUUUCAGAUUUUAUUUCAUUACGAUUAAAGAUGUCCCAUGAACUUGGAAAAGUGAGCAUAUAUAUAUAUUUUUUUUGUAUUUGACUUUCAUACUAGGCUUAAUGUCAGUGACAUUUUUAUUUUUAAGUACUUUGACACCCUCAUCCCCUACUUUAUUAGAAUUGGAAGGCUGAUUUUUGUCCAAAAACCUUCUACAGAUGAGUACUUUGAGAGGAUUUCAUAUCUAACAUUAGGUAUAAUGAUAUUUUUUCCAUACCCAGAGAGGAUGAGAACAAACUGGAUAUUACAUUCUUGUACAAAUUUAGCGUCAUAGCUCUAGGCUGAGAGAAUUGUAACACAGCAUGACAAAUUUUGUGUUAAGUUAAAAAAAAAAUCACACCAUUAUUCCUUAGAAGCAAUUCCAUGUGCUAUAACACAUCUAGACAGGGUUGGACUGUCUUUUCUCAUUAGAGAAAUUACUUAACCCUUCCUGAUACUGUACAGUAAUUCUUUUAUUAUAUUUUCCUCUUUGCUGUUUGUAGUAGAGACAUUUUGAAUGAAACUUGGCACUGCUUGAUUUGAAACUGUGGAAACCAGAUCUGUUUCAUGUCCUGUUUGUAUGCGUUUGUUCGUGGUAGCUAAAAAAAAAAAAGACAAUUUUUGUUCUAACUGCACCGAUUCUGAAGGCACUUUAUGUCCUACAUGGAGGUCAUAUCUGGUUUUGUUUUUGUUUUGUUUUUUAUCAUAAACAUUAAAUGUGAUGAUUCCUUCUCCCCGCACACAUCUUUCUGGUGCAAUAUCUGUCAAUUGUGAAUCUGGCUGCUGAUGAUAUAAAAACGCAGAUGUAAAGCUGAGCCUGCAGAUCUUUCCUCACCAAUUGUUUUGUAAUUUGUACUCAACUACAAAGAUUUAUUUAAUAGACACUUAAUCGAACCAAGUUUUGUUACUCGUUGCAUGCUUAAAUACUGCCUGAGUUGUAUCUAUAAUGUGCUAGAUUAAAAGCGAGAGAGAAGACACGAUUCAAUCCAAGGAAGUCGAGCUGGUGACCUGGUAGUGGCAUAGGAUUGAGGGUUUCUGUGCAGUUGGACCCUUUCCCACUUCGUGAGUCAUGUUACGGAAUUCUGUUGUGUUUGUAGAGAAGGCCCGAGGCAGUGGAGGAGCUCAGCCAUCCUGACAUCCUCGUGGCCUGGGUUUUCCUAAUCCCUGUCGCGGCAGUCAGGGGACAUGAGAGAUGUGAUGUCUUGCCAGUUGUGGAUUAACACAAAAAAUUCUUUUUUUAUGGGCAGCGUUUGUUGUGUAAGAAGGACUGUUUGGAGUAAGAAACUGCUCAUUUCCCCAGCUCCUCGUGGCUAGUGAGAAGCCAGUGAUGCUUGUGGUUGGUUAGAGGGGUGCAAAGGUCUGAGGUUCCUACUAGAAAGUGGGUUCUAAAGAGCAAAGUAGUGGUUCCCUUUUCAUAUUACUUUACAAACAUCCCACGGUAAUCAGAAAAACUUAAAAAUUAUGAACAACACUAUUUCUCGUUAUACUUACCUGUUGAUGGGAUUUUUUCCCUACAGUCAGUGUAACAAAUGACUCAGGGCCAAAUUCCCUUUUGGCAACCUACAGAAUCCAGGGUCAGUUUUCUUUGUAAGAAUUAUGCCAAAGCCUGAGCUGAAGUGUAUGCUUUGAUGGUUUUUGAGAGUGAUCAUAUAAUUAUAGGGGGAGAAAGCCAGUGAUUCUUAAGAACUGAGGUAGGGGGAGAUUCUGUCAUUUUGUAAAUUGUAUAUUCAAAAAAUCAGUAUAUCCACUAAAUGCAAAUUAGGCAAAGUAUUGAGAAUAUGAAGGCAAAAUCAAUCUGAAAAGAUACUUCUAAGUUAGGAACCUAUAAGAAUUAUCAAAACAUACCUUUAUGAAUACUUGAAAGGCAGAAAUUGUGAAUGACAAUUCAGCUGAUCUAUCCCUUAAUAAUAUCUGAUUUUAAUGACAACUAAAGAUUGCUGGGUUUGAGGGUCUUUUUUUUUUUUUUUUUUAAUGAAAAUCAGGUUCACUCCAUCUCAGCAAUUUCACUCUAUUCAAAAUAGAGAUCUUGGUUUGUUUGUUUUUUGCUAAAUCUUGAUGACCAUUUUCUCUUCCCUUCAGUAUGUAAUUACAGGUGGCAGUUAAAAAGAAAAAAAAAAAAAAAAGAAAAAGGUGGUGUGUGAAGAACAGAUUGCCUGGUUGGUCUUUGACCUCGCCCCACUCCGGUCAGCAGGCACCUGGCAGAAGGGCCAAGCAACCACUUCCCAGUUGCCCCAGCAGCCCAGGCUCUCUGCCAUCUUUAUAGCCUGUGUUUUCUUCAAGCCAUAGAAAUUACUUAAUCUUGUUUCCUCAGUUCCCUGCAGAAGAAACAGUUGUCAUGGGCUAUUUUACCAUGAGGUUAAGAAAUAGGUUCCAAAUAUACACAUUGCGUGCUGAUGCUCUUUUAACAUCAGUGAUGAUGGCUGCCUGUAGAUCAGGUUCUCUCUCUCUACCCUUUGUUGGCCUAAGGAUGAAUUUGGAAAUUCUGCUUGGUGGGAUUAGCUUCAGACAAUUUGCUGCUGUUCUCCCUGCUGUUUUCGGGAAUAGGAAAUGAUGAGGCACUGUCUGUUUUAAAGUUGUGUUCGGUUUCAGUGCUGUUUUUCUUUUUUAUCUGAAACAUUUACGGUGGUUUAUUUUUCUGUAGCAUGUCUUCUAACAAAUCACAAGAAUGUAAGAUAUUUAUUUGUUUUGUUUCUAAGGUCUUCUGUUAGCUGACAUCAGAUAGCCCUAAGGUCAGAUGGCAAAUGAUGUAAAACAACCUGACAUGAAUUAAUUCCUCCCAUUUAAGGACACAGUGACAGAUUCUGAAACGAUUUGCAAAAUAUUUAAACUACUUUCUGCUCAUUUUGUUAAAUAGACAACCUGUUCCAUGGUGGUUUGAUCUUGCCAGAUCCAAAUUGGCUAUCUUAUUGAAAGCCAAGUUCACAUGCAGCAAAUUACUAAUCAUUCUAGCAGUUGACUCUAGUAUUUUGCUUUGUCUUGUAUCUCACCUCUGAAAUUUUAAUAUCUGUAAAGAGAGCCUGGGUUAAUCAGUUCGUGAGCGCCUACCCACUGGGCUAGCUCUCCUCUUCCUUUGCCUCUCUCCUUCUUGUCCUGACUCUGCCCCCUCAAAUUGAGAGAGGAGGGGAGAUGCUGCCUGACAUCAUCUUCUGACUUGCCAGUACUGGGAGCUGCCUGUGCAGUGUCACCUCCUGACCUGCUCCCUUCCUGCCCCCCAGAAGUUCAUGCACUACCUCUCUCUCAUUCAGGCUUUGGGGUACAUCCUAAUAAGUCAUGUUAGAACUGCCAAUUUCAGGCCUGAGAUGUGUUUGAAAAAAAAAUCCUUAUAAACUCUUUGUACUUUAGAUUUUAAAACUGGGAAGAAAAUGUGAUAAACUUUGGACCACAUUUUUUAUUUAUAGAAGCCUUAAUGAAUAGUGUAUAUACAUUUGGCAUACUCACACCCCUAUCCAGUGUUUUUUUCAGUGCGUCAGAGAAAAUGCUGUAGCAUUAGGACGUGAGCUUGUAUAAUGUUUUAUAGGAAAAGGAUAGCUUUCUCUUUGGACGGAAUUUCCCAAGAAAACCUCCCAUUAGACAUCUGUCCUUCGUUACAGAUGUUACGCUCAAAGCAGUGCGUGUUUAAAGUGCAUGUCUUUUUGUCCUUUGGGUUUAUGUUUGUAAGAAGUAACAACAGGAACCUGAUAACUGCCAUCGGCUGCACACCUCUGGUGUACUGUGUUCUCAACUUUGCAUCUGCGCAUCAGAAGCUUUUUUUGUGCUUAUAACCAGAACCACGACCCGUGGCCCUGUGUCCACAGAUGUCUAUGUUCCUGUAUAAGCCAGUUUGCUCCUCUUACUCAGACUAAUUUCACCUAGAUUGUCACCGUUUCCUUCAUGUUCACUUUGAGUAACUUUGUUGUUCUUUUACUACAUAUGUAAUAUAUAUACACAUAUGCGUACCUAUGCUGUCCAAAUAUAUACAGAUAUAUUUGUAUAGCAUUUUUACACCUUUCCUGAGUUAUCUGGUUUCAAAGGGGAGUGAGAGUUUAGUCCCUGCUACAGUUUUCUCCAAAGCUAAGUCCUGAGAAUUCUGACCCUCGGAGCCUGAGAGAACCUCAAGAAGAUGAGGUUAAUUUGCUGUCCUUUCUUAAUUCGGGAUCUGUUAUCAAAUGAAACAUGAAAAAACAGUGACUUUUAAGGUGAAAAGAGUUUCAAGCAUUCCAAAUGAAUUCUCAGUGUUUCAUAGCUUUUUAUUAUAAAACCACCUCCUAAUAUGAAGCCAAGUACUAUUUGAUACAGUGGUUAAAAACCAAACUACCUUGAAAUUUUUUAAGACAAUUUAUGGACAAUGCUCAUUUUCACAAUCAGAACAGCUUUAAAAUAUGGUUAAAUUUGAUACAUGCAGGAAAAGUUUUAACAACAAAAAAUCCUUUUUGCUUUCCAUUUUUCUUGAGAGAUCUAAAGAGAAAUUGUAGAUUGUUUCCUGACAGCAAAAGAGUAAUGUGACAAAAUGAAGUUGUUGUAAUGAAGUGAUGCAACUUGUCAAAUAUUUAAUAAAGACUUAAGGAAGUUGGAACAUUUUCUAUA
Molecule: messenger RNA, 8313 nt
Organism: Choloepus didactylus (southern two-toed sloth)
Lineage: Eukaryota; Metazoa; Chordata; Mammalia; Pilosa; Megalonychidae
Gene: NEDD4L
Product: NEDD4 like E3 ubiquitin protein ligase
Exons: 32
Coding region: 363-3344 (993 amino acids)
Biological process (GO): ubiquitin-dependent protein catabolic process; regulation of dendrite morphogenesis
Molecular function (GO): sodium channel inhibitor activity; ubiquitin protein ligase activity; protein binding
Source: RefSeq, a predicted model, not a curated record